AUGGAUGCCUCAUUGCCCUCCCGUAUUUCUAAUCUUGUGCUUCUAUGGUUCCUGAUAUGUUCAAUCACGCUACGCAAAGGCGCUAUGCAGUGCAAUGAAAAAGACCAUCACCUUCUCCUAAACUUCAAACACACCCUUGUCGAUCCAUCAGCCAUCCUCUCGGCUUGGUCCGACGAGCGAGACUGUUGUGAAUGGGAAGGAGUUCAGUGUGACAACACCAGCGGCAGAGUCAUCGAGUUCAGUCUUGGGUUUCUUAAUUACUUGGAUUUGAGCAAUCAUGACUUCCGUGCUAUCGUCCAAAAUGAUCAUGUGGAUAUCACAAACUCUAACAACCUAUCUCUGGUUGAACGCCAAAAUUCUUCCAAUCUUCAUUAUCUCAAUUUAUCCAAUAAUGAAGAUCUUCACUUUGAUAGUCUUCAUUGGCUUUCUCGUGUUCCCUCCUUGGAAUAUCUUGACUUCAGCGGUAUUAAUCUUCAGGGAAAACUUGACUGGCUUCAAUUGGCAACUGUACUUCCCUCCCUCACAGAGCUAUAUUUGGAAAUGGUGUCACUGUUCUCAACCUACGCUCAAAUUAUUCGGAGGGGGAUUGCCAGAGGGUUUAUUGAACCUCCGGAAAACACAAGAAUUGUCUGUGGGGACAAUAGACUCGGUGGGCCAAUUCCCGACUGGUUAUUACAACUUCUCGAUCUUAGUGAAAAUUUCUUUUCUGGCCCCGUUCCUUUAACUUUGGGAAAUCUCUCAUCGUUGAAAAACUUUAUUGUCAGGUCUAACCACUUUAGUGGUGCUCUUCCUACAAAUCUUGGACAACUCUUGAAUUUGGAGGAACUAGAUUUUAGUGAUAAUAACUUGGCGGGGCAUGUGUCGGAAAGAAAUUUCGACGCACUCUCGAAUCUGAAGUUGCUUGUCAUGGGAACACCAGGCUUCAUCUUUGACUUUAAUCCUAUUUGGCUUCCUCCUUUCCAACUUGAAACUAUUCACUUGGAACACAUGAGGGGUCCUCAACUCCCUGCAUGGAUAUACACGCAAACACGUCUAAGCAGCUUAGGAAUUAAAUAUUCAAGAAUUUCAUUCGAGUCUCAAGACAGAUUUUGGAAAUUUGCAACCCAACUAGCAUACUUACACUUAGACGAUAACACCAUUGAUGGAGAAAUGUCUAAUGUGUUACUGAAUUCUACAGUCAUAAAUUUGGAUUCAAACAAAUUGAAAGGCAACGUUCCUCAGUUAUCACAAAAUGUUGUCCAGCUCAGCAUAGCAAACAACUACCUUCGAGGAUCUAUUUCUCCAUUGUUGGAUGAAUUGGAAAUCACUGGUUGUGCUUAA
This is a messenger RNA of Neltuma alba, 1320 nucleotides long. Its product is annotated as receptor-like protein EIX2. The coding region runs from base 1 to 1320 and encodes 439 amino acids. Lineage: Eukaryota; Viridiplantae; Streptophyta; Magnoliopsida; Fabales; Fabaceae. The record is from RefSeq and is a predicted model, not a curated record. The transcript has 4 exons. Gene Ontology annotation, molecular function: protein binding.